Empidonax traillii (willow flycatcher) is the source of this 1035-nucleotide messenger RNA. RefSeq names its product BRISC and BRCA1 A complex member 1 (gene BABAM1). The record is from RefSeq and is a predicted model, not a curated record. Lineage: Eukaryota; Metazoa; Chordata; Aves; Passeriformes; Tyrannidae. Bases 1 to 969 code for a protein of 322 amino acids. Gene Ontology annotation, cellular component: nuclear body; BRISC complex; BRCA1-A complex. The transcript has 8 exons. Gene Ontology annotation, biological process: mitotic G2 DNA damage checkpoint signaling; protein K63-linked deubiquitination; positive regulation of DNA repair.
AUGGACACGUCAGAGCCGGGCAGCGCGGCCGAGGAGGACGAGGAGAAGGCGCCCGAGCCGCGGCCCCGCACGCGCUCCAACCCCGAGGGCGCCGAGGACCGGGCACUGAGCGCCCAGGCCAGCGUGGGCAACCGCAGCGAGGGCGAGGGUGAGGCUGCCAGUGCUGACCACAGCCCCCAGGGCACCGAUGGCACCGCCUGGCCUGGCCCCGCCGCCCCCACCGAGGUCCAGGUGAAGACCCCCCGCGUGAACUGCCCCGAGAAGGUGAUCAUCUGCCUGGACCUGGCCGAGGAGAUGGCAGUGCCCAAACUGGAGUCCUUCAACGGGUCCAAAACCAACGCGCUGAACAUCUCCCAGAAGAUGAUCGAGAUGUUCGUGAGGACGAAGCACAAGAUCGACAAGUGCCACGAGUUCGCGCUGGUGGUGGUGAACAACGACGCCACGUGGCUCUCAGGGUUCACCUCGGACCCCCGUGAGGUUUGCAGCUGCCUCUACGACCUGGAGACCGUCGUCUGCAAGUCCUUCAAUCUGGAAGGACUCUUCAACCUGAUCCAGCAGAAGAUCGAGCUGCCGGUGACAGAGAACGUGCAGACCAUCCCCCCGCCCUACGUGGUCCGGACCAUCCUGGUGUUCGGCCGGCCCGGGUGCCAGCCCCAGUUCUCCAUGUCCGAGCACAUGAAGAAGAUGCUGCAGUGCCCCUACUUCUUCUUCGACGUGGUUUACAUCCACAACGGCCUGGAGGAGAAGGAGGAGGAGACCAGCUGGAAGGAGAUGUACGGCUUCUUCAGCAGCCUGGACACCAAGGGCACCAACUACAAGUACGAGGUGCCGCUGACGGGGCCGGCGGUGGAGCUGCACAACUGCAUGGCCAAGCUGCUGGCACACCCCCUGCAGCGCCCCUUCCAGAGCCACGCGGCCUACGGGCUGCUCGAGGAGGACGAGCCCCCCGAGGUCGAGGCCACCGUCUGAGCCCCGGGGGGGAAGGAGGGAGGUGUCUGGGGAGGGGGAGUCGUGGCAGCUCCUGCGGGGUUUUGU